Carya illinoinensis is the source of this 3450-nucleotide messenger RNA. Its product is annotated as MDIS1-interacting receptor like kinase 2-like. Lineage: Eukaryota; Viridiplantae; Streptophyta; Magnoliopsida; Fagales; Juglandaceae. The transcript has 2 exons. The coding region runs from base 715 to 3222 and encodes 835 amino acids. The record is from RefSeq and is a predicted model, not a curated record. Gene Ontology annotation, biological process: protein phosphorylation. Gene Ontology annotation, molecular function: ATP binding; protein binding; protein kinase activity.
AAUAUACGUAAGUCUUGAGGGUCUAUUUCUAAGAAACUAAUAAAUAAAUGUAUUAAGAAAAGACUUGCGGAAAGACACGGCGAAGCUAAGGGAUGAGAGGAGAAAAGUCUUUGACGAGGUCAGUGCAGAAUUCAUUCAUUCAAUUAUUUGGUCAGCUCCAGACCAAAUAAUUAUUACUUCAAGCAAUAAUUUUUCCAAUCGCUCUCUCUGUUUCUUAACAAAUUAAAUAAUAUCAGUAAAAUUUAAUCAAUUUAAUUGAACACUUAUUCCUUUAUGAUCCAACGUACAGCAUAGUUAUUAGAAAUUUAAAUAAUUUUUAAAAGUUACAGAAUUUUAAAAGUAAAAAACACUUGGCUUUAAUUUAUUCAUGUCGUUCAGACGUAUUAAUAUACUUUAAAUUCAUUUAGAAAAUAAUAAUUAAGAGCAAAUAUUUCCCAAUUGGGACUGUCGACGUUGCCGUUAUAAUUAAUACAUGAAUAUAUAUAUAUAGUCAAUGAGUCGUCGCAUGCAUUAAUAUACACAAGUCUUGAGGGAAAUUUCCAGGAAAUUAAUAUAUGAAUGUAUUGGCUUUCAAAGGCAAUUUCCAGGAUCAUUCAUUCAAUUAUUUCACCGGCCUAGCUUCGGAAUCUUUUCUUACAUAUAAAAGCGUACGUCUAUAUAUAUUAGUCAUCAUGAACAAAUAUAUAUGGUACUAAUAGGUCAUUACUCAUAAAAAUGGCAGCCUCCUCCCUUUCCAUUUUCAAUAUACCGAUAGUAGCGUGGGCUAUCUGGAUCUUUUUAUGCGGAAAGUAUUUGGAUAAUGCACUUCAUCAGCUUGUUAACGUUGCAGCAGCAUCUGGAUCAAUAUCUGCCCUUCAACUUGAACAAGCCAAGGCUUUGCACGAGACUGGGUGGUGGCCGUCCAAUAGUAAUAUUUCAAGUGCUUGCGAUUGGGAUGGUAUUACUUGCAACGAUGGAGGAAGCGUCACAAACAUCGUUAGAUCUUAUCAAGGUUUGAGAGGUCAGUUGAAACUCAACUUCUCUUUCUUUCCAAAUUUAGUCAUUCUUGAUCUUAGUGUGAACAACCUUACGGGGCUCAUCCCACUUGAGAUUGGGAUGCUAAAAAAUCUGACCUCUUUAUAUCUUGAUUCGAACAUGCUCGUCGGUCCAAUCCCUUCCACAAUUGGUCAUUUAACUAAUUUGGGAAGUUUAUACCUUGAUGGAAAUAAAAUCAAUGGAUCAAUUCCCCCCGAAAUAGGGAUGCUGAAAAAUCUGACCUCUUUAUACCUUUCUUCGAACAUGCUCGUCGGUCCAAUCCCUUCCACAAUUGGUCAUUUAACUAAUUUGGAAUCUUUACUUCUUAGUUUCAAUAAAAUCAAUGGAUCCAUUCCCCCCGAAAUAGGGAUGCUGAAAAAUCUGACCUAUUUAUACCUUUAUUCGAACAUGCUCGUCGGUCCAAUCCCUACCACUCUGGUCCAUUUAACUAAUUUGAGAAUUUUAUACCUUGAUGGAAAUAAAAUCAAUGGAUCCAUUCCUCCCAAAAUAGGGAUGCUGAAAAAUCUGUCAUAUUUAGACUUGAGUUCGAACAUGCUCGUCGGUCUAAUCCCUUCCACAAUUGGUCAUUUAACUAAUUUGACAAAUUUAGACCUUAGUCAAAAUAAAAUCAAUGGAUCAAUUCCUCCCGAAAUGGGGAUGCUGAAAAAUCUGUACUAUUUAAAUCUUCGUUCGAACAUGCUUGUCGGUCCAAUCCCUUUCAUCUGGGAUAAUUUAACUUAUUUGCAUUAUUUAGACCUUAGUGUAAACAACUUAACUGGAAGCAUUCCCUAUCACGAGCAUAACCUUUAUUGGGUGAUACAUGUUAACCUUAGUCACAACUUUUUAAGCGGAGAAAUACCCAUUGCACUAGGGAGUAUUGCACUAGCACGCCAUCUCCAGAGUUUGGAUCUUAGCUACAAUAAUUUUACAGGCAACAUUCCCUCUUCCCUCAUUGAUAUACAUACACUCGACUUGUCACACAAUUAUUUGAAGGGUCAAAUUCCAGACGGUUUUGAUAAGCAUCAUAAAUCCCACACAUUAAUUGGCAAUAGAGAUUUAUGUGGUCAAUUCAAGAUUUUUCCUCCAUGUCCUAAAAGCAAAAAAUCAAUCGCAACCAAAAUAGAAAUUUUUGCUCCCAUCACCACUUUCCUCAUAUUCCUAGUUAUUGGAGGUAUUCUCUUGUCUUGUUGUGUGUUCAAAGAAAAUCAACUUGAGUUAAGAGAAUCUAAGAAUGGAAACAUAUUCUCGAUAUGGAAUUAUGAUGGACAUAUUGCAUAUGAAGAAAUUAUUGAAGCAACCGAGGAUUUUGACAUCAAACAUUGCAUUGGAACUGGUGGUUAUGGUAGCGUUUACAAAGCUGAAUUACCAAGCGGAAAUGUGGUUGCCUUAAAGAAACUUCAUCAGAGAGAGGUUGAGAAUCCAGUUUUCUGUAAGAGUUUUAUAAAUGAGGUGAGGGUGUUAACAGAGAUUCGACAUCGAAAUAUUGUGAAGCUACAUGGGUUCUGUGUACAUAAAAGAUGUAGAUUUUUAAUUUAUGAGUACAUGGAAAGGGGAAGCCUAUUUUGUGUCCUAAGAAAUGUUGAUGAAGCUAUGGAACUGGAUUGGAGCAAGAGGGUAAACAUCAUCAAAGACACAGCACACGCCUUAUCUUACAUGCAUCAUGAAUGCAUCCCAGCAAUUGUUCAUAGAGAUAUAUCAACCAACAAUAUUUUGCUGAAUUCUGAAUUGCAAGCUUUUGUCUCUGACUUUGGAACUGCUAAACUUCUUGAUCCCGACUCCUCCAAUCAAACAUUGGUUGCUGGCACUUAUGGCUACAUUGCCCCAAAGUUUGCCUACACAAUGAUAGUUACUGAAAAAUGUGAUGUAUAUAGCUUUGGAGUGGUGGCACUAGAAGUAUUAAUGGGAAGGCAUCCAGGAGAACUCUUGUCCUCAUUAUCAUCAUCAUCUCAAAACAUGAUGCUAAAUGAAAUAUUAGACCAACGCCUGCCACCUCCAAAUCGUCUAAUUGGACAAGAUAUUUUGCUCGUCGCUACAAUAGCAUUUGCAUGCCUUCACACUCAGCCAAAGUCUCGGCCUACAAUGAAAUGUGUGUCACAAGAAUUUCUCUCUCACAAAAAGCUGAAUGUCAUACCCUUGACUACGGUUUCAAUCUCGCAACUGAGGAAACAAGCAACAUAUAUGGUUGGAUCAGGAUUUGCUUAUUGUUAGGAUGUUACGUGUGUUGUCAAUGUGUGAUUUACAUUUCUCAGUCUUUUUUCAAGAAAAAUAUUAUUUGUAAAAUUCAGUCAAAUCACCCCAUAAACGUAAAGUACUCACUUUUCAUGGUUCGAAGCGGCUGAAAAUUGAAAUAGAAUGGGGUCGAUGUGUUUGUAUGAGAUAAGUGUGCAAAUAUAAAGUAAAAGUGAAUUAAGUAAAAUCUCAUAGAGAAUUUCAGCA